AGACUCUCUGGUACCAAAAGCCAAUGAUGUACAACAAAUUUUGGAAGACUCACCAAACGCCAUCAAAUCUAGCCACAUCAAUAAAAGAUGAUACUGUUCCAUUACCAGAUAGUUCUGUUCAAGUUAUUAAACUACUUCGAUUCCGUCCAAAGGACUGGACUGACUGUGUGAGAUAUGCUCGUAUAAAAUUUGAAAAAUACUUUAACCACAAGGCAUUAAACCUAUUGGCUGCAUUCCCACUGGACACUAAGAUGCCUGAUGGAUCUUUAUUCUGGCAGUCACCAAAGAGACCUCCCACUCCCCUAGUAUUCAACAAUACUGAAUCAAUGCAUAUUAUGUUUGUCAUUAGUUUUGCUAAAUUGUUAGCUCAAAUUAAUAAAAUAUCAUACACUGAACAGGAUCUUAAUGUUGAGUAUGUUAUUAAAGUUGCAGCUACUGCCAUCAUUCCAAAGUUCAUUGCUUCAACCAAAAGGAUAGAGACUGAUGAGAAUGCCAAGGCUCCAGAAAAAGAGGAAGUAUCCUUAGACAAGAUUGAAUCCUGCAGGCAAUCCCUCUUUACUUUAGCAGCAGAAUCAACUAUAACACCAGAUCAAUUAAUAAUGCAUCCUCUCUCAUUUGAGAAAGAUGAUGACUCAAAUGGACACAUUGACUUUAUAACUGCAUCCUCAAAUUUAAGAGCCCUCGUGUAUAAUAUAGAGACUGUUGAUCGUUUUAAAACUAAGUUGAUAGCCGGAAGGAUUGUACCAGCCAUAGCAACCACCACAGCUACUGUUGCUGGACUUGUUAGUCUUGAGCUGAUUAAGGUUGCUAUGUCUCCUCCCCAAACUAUUGAUAAAUUUAAGAAUGCUUUCAUGAAUCUGGCACUGCCUGAACUUCCACUGAUAUUAUCAGAGCCAGCUCCUUGUACUAGAACAAGCAUCAGUGAUGGAGUGUCUUAUACUUUGUGGACAAGAUGGGAAAUAAAUGGUAGUCCUGAAAUGACACUGAAAGAGUUCAUACAGGCAGUGAAGUUGCAGUACAAUGUUGAUGUCAGCAUGGUUGUGUUAGGUGUUAAAAUGAUAUAUGUUCCUUUAUUACCAGGACAUAAAAAGAGACUAACACAAACGAUGAAAUCUCUUCUUGCUAAAUCAGUUUCUGCUCAGUCUACUUAUGUUGAUUUGACGUUAUCUUUUAAUAAUGAUUUACCAGGACCUCCUGUUAGAUAUUAUUUUUAAAUUAAUAAUAACUUAUUAUUAUUAUUAUU
This is a messenger RNA of Amphimedon queenslandica, 1243 nucleotides long. RefSeq names its product ubiquitin-like modifier-activating enzyme 6. NCBI's taxonomy places the organism in Eukaryota, Metazoa, Porifera, Demospongiae, Haplosclerida, Niphatidae. Gene Ontology annotation, biological process: DNA damage response; ubiquitin-dependent protein catabolic process; protein ubiquitination. Gene Ontology annotation, molecular function: ubiquitin activating enzyme activity. The transcript has 13 exons. Bases 24 to 1214 code for a protein of 396 amino acids. The record is from RefSeq and is a predicted model, not a curated record. Gene Ontology annotation, cellular component: nucleus; cytoplasm.